Messenger RNA from Rubroshorea leprosula, 690 nucleotides. The record is from the annotation of a GenBank genome assembly. NCBI's taxonomy places the organism in Eukaryota, Viridiplantae, Streptophyta, Magnoliopsida, Malvales, Dipterocarpaceae.
CAUUUCAUUUACUUGUUCAAUGGCUAGCUCCAGCAGCUCUCACACUUCAGCACUGGUGGAUUUUGGAACACACGAGUAUGAUUACAAGGGGCCAAGUCGGUUUUGCUUUUGUGGUUUGAAGGCUCCAAGGAUCAUGUCUUGGAGCGAAAAGAAUCAUGGUCGAAGGGCUAAGGAAGUUAUCUCGUGGCUGCACAACAAUAAGACAGAAUUGGAAACUAAUUUGGAUGAUGCAAGGGAAAGGAUCAAAGCUCUUAGGAAUGUUUUGAAGUGUUAUGAAGAAAAAGGAGAGCAACAGAUUGAGGCAUUGGAGAAGCAAGUUAAUGAUUUGCAGAUGUUGGCAACAAUGACAAUGGUGUAUGCUACGAAGCUAGAGAAAUGGAAGAAAUGUGGUCAAAUAUCUUUGGUCGUGGCUGUUUUCCUUGCUAUUCUACUUGCUUUUUUCUUGUUUAGGAGUUGGGUUCUACUUGUUGAUGGGAACAGGGGUUUCAAAAGGCUUGGAAAUUAAGAAACUAGGCAAAUGGGGAUAGUUUUGUUUUUUAGGCAUUAUCUGUUUUUUGGUGGGCAAUGUGGUUGUCUUGAAUGGUAGUGUUGAAGGUUUGUAGAUACUGCCCCCAAUAAUUCUAAUAUGGGGCCUCAUUUCUCCCCAAGCUUUGUAAUUUAUUUUGGAUAUAAUGAAUAUAAAUUAACUUC